Molecule: messenger RNA, 1054 nt
Organism: Photinus pyralis (common eastern firefly)
Lineage: Eukaryota; Metazoa; Arthropoda; Insecta; Coleoptera; Lampyridae
Exons: 3
Coding region: 232-531 (99 amino acids)
Source: RefSeq, a predicted model, not a curated record
AUCUUGUCUAUGACGAGCAGUUCGGUGUAAGACCGAGAACGUUGCGGUGCACGUGUUUUACUCCCUGGCAGUGAAAUUUAGAUCACAGAAAAAUGAGAUCGCGUUGUUUAUUUGCGUGUGAAUUGUAGGUGUGACCGUCGUUGUUGUGUUUUUAGUGUGGCGAAUUGAAGACAAUACCAGGAUUUAAGUUCCUAAAUGUGUUGAAGACACCGUACAAUAAAUUCGACAAAUAUGAAUCCCAGCUACCAGCAGUACCGCAACGCCUACCCGGAAUUACCGUUCAUGGGAGCGCCAUGCGCGUCGAACGGCUAUGGUUGGCACGGCAACGGUUACGGAUGGCAGCUCGACCCGCUCAAAUGGACGUGCCCGAGUGGGGACACCGAGAGCAACGAGGUCGUCUCGGAGCCCAUCCUCAGCUCACAGAAGGUCGAGGGCUCCCACGCUUGGUUUGGAUCAGGUCGCUCGGUAAGUCAGCGUGAUGUACUGGGAUCACUAACAUUUUCAUUGAUCAUGUCCAUCUUCGCUCACUAAACUUUUUCGCCCAGUGCGUGCCGAACCUAUAAGACAUGAUACAGAUCAGCGAAUAUACAGGCUGUUCCACGCAAACCUCUACCUAGAAGAAAUUUGCAAACCAACAUAGUUUUUCAUGAUCAAUCGAGAGAAGAUAUCAUCACCUUGGGUUUUACAGGAUGUGGAUAGCAACUUUCAAAUUUUAAAUAGAACACCCUGUAUAAUUUUAAGAUAAACAUUGUCGUGUUCGAGGACUUUUUCCAAAAACUAAGAGGUUUAUUGAUAGGUCCAGACUUUACACUCGCACUGUAUAACAGUUCGUACAUAAUCCAAUUUGUUGCUAAUUCACGCCAUACAUUUGGAAAAUUUGCAAGUGCAUUUUUUGGUAUAAUUAAAGAACCCGACAAAUCCUUUAUGUCCGUUUGUCCGUCGGAAAGCCGUUCAACGGAAGUUCCUGGCGAAUUGAGAUUUGCUGUUUCGGUUCCUCUUGGUUCUAAGGGAAACUCUUUUGAACAUAGUUAUUGCAAAUAAAUGACUGAUUCAU